Molecule: messenger RNA, 4284 nt
Organism: Artibeus jamaicensis (Jamaican fruit-eating bat)
Lineage: Eukaryota; Metazoa; Chordata; Mammalia; Chiroptera; Phyllostomidae
Gene: ATP8A2
Product: ATPase phospholipid transporting 8A2
Exons: 37
Coding region: 200-3757 (1185 amino acids)
Biological process (GO): phospholipid translocation; neuron development
Cellular component (GO): plasma membrane
Molecular function (GO): ATPase-coupled intramembrane lipid carrier activity; ATP binding; magnesium ion binding
Source: RefSeq, a predicted model, not a curated record
CGCCGCAUUGGCCGGCCGCUGCCGCACCAACACGCAGCCUCCGGCGCCCGCGCUCCCAGCCGCCUCUGCAGCCCGACCGCGCCUGCAGUGGACCCGGGGAUCGUCCGCCCAUGGCCCUCGGGCCGCCGGCCCUGCGCCCAGGCCUGCACGCUGCCUCCGCCACUCGCCGGGGACUGCGUCGACCCCCUAGUGGUGCGAGAUGCUGAACGGCUCCCGCCUGGACAAAGCUCUUAAGAUGUCCUUGCUGCGAAGGUCCAGGAUCCACUCGUCCGUAGGACCUGUUCGUCCUUCUUCGGGCUAUAAGAAGGCAGAUGAUGAGAUGUCCCGGGCCACGUCUGUUGGAGACCAGCUGGAGGCACCAGCCCGCACCAUUUACCUCAACCAACCGCAUCUCAAUAAAUUCCGUGACAACCAGAUCAGUACGGCCAAGUACAGCGUGUUGACAUUUCUACCUCGAUUCCUGUAUGAGCAGAUCAGAAGAGCUGCUAACGCCUUCUUCCUCUUCAUUGCCUUAUUACAGCAAAUCCCAGAUGUAUCUCCAACAGGAAGAUACACCACCCUGGUGCCGUUGAUCAUUAUUUUAACAAUUGCAGGCAUCAAAGAGAUUGUAGAAGAUUUUAAGCGACAUAAGGCAGACAAUGCAGUUAACAAAAAGAAAACAAUAGUGUUAAGAAAUGGUAUGUGGCAUACCAUUAUGUGGAAAGAGGUGACAGUGGGAGACAUUGUGAAGGUCGUCAAUGGGCAGUAUCUCCCAGCAGACAUGGUCCUGCUAUCCUCCAGUGAACCUCAGGCAAUGUGUUAUGUUGAAACAGCUAAUCUAGACGGGGAGACGAACCUUAAAAUACGUCAGGGCUUGAAUCACACAGUUGACAUGCAAACAAGGGAGGUACUGAUGAAGUUGUCUGGGACUGUGGAAUGUGAAGGGCCCAACCGCCACCUCUAUGACUUCACUGGAAACUUGAACUUAGAUGGGAAAAGCCCUGUUGCCCUUGGGCCUGACCAGAUCUUAUUAAGAGGUACACAGCUUAGAAAUACUCAGUGGGUCUUUGGCAUAGUUGUUUACACUGGACACGACACCAAACUCAUGCAGAAUUCCACCAAAGCUCCUCUUAAGAGAUCAAAUGUUGAGAAAGUGACCAAUGUGCAGAUCCUGGUGUUGUUUGGCAUCCUCUUGGUCAUGGCCUUGGUGAGCUCAGCAGGGGCCCUAUACUGGAAUGGGUCUCAAGGUGGAAAGAACUGGUACAUCAAGAAGAUGGACACGACCUCGGAUAAUUUUGGAUAUAACUUGUUGACAUUCAUCAUCUUGUACAAUAACCUUAUUCCCAUCAGUUUACUGGUGACUCUUGAGGUUGUGAAAUACACUCAAGCCCUUUUUAUAAACUGGGACACAGAUAUGUAUUAUCCUGGAAAUGACACCCCCGCGAUGGCCAGGACUUCAAACCUGAAUGAAGAGCUCGGCCAGGUUAAAUACCUGUUUUCUGACAAAACUGGAACUCUUACAUGCAAUAUCAUGAACUUCAAGAAGUGCAGCAUUGCUGGAGUAACCUAUGGUCAUUUUCCCGAAUUGACCAGAGAGCCAUCCUCAGACGACUUCUCUCGGAUGCCUUGUCCCCCUAGUGAUUCAUGUGACUUUGAUGAUCCCAGGCUCUUGAAAAACAUGGAGGAUCGACAUCCCACAGCUCCCUGCAUACAGGAGUUCCUCACCCUUCUGGCUGUGUGCCACACCGUUGUUCCUGAGAAGGAUGGAGAUAACAUCAUCUACCAGGCUUCCUCCCCAGAUGAAGCUGCUUUGGUUAAAGGAGCUAAAAAGCUGGGCUUCGUGUUCACAGCCAGGACACCCUACUCAGUCAUCAUAGAAGCCAUGGGACAGGAGCAGACAUUUGGAAUCCUUAAUGUCCUGGAAUUUUCUAGUGACAGAAAGAGAAUGUCUGUAAUUGUUCGAACUCCUUCAGGACAACUCCGACUCUAUUGUAAAGGGGCUGACAAUGUAAUUUUUAAGAGACUUUCAAAAGAUUCCAAAUACAUGGAGGAAACAUUAUGCCAUCUGGAAUAUUUUGCCACAGAAGGCUUGCGGACUCUCUGUGUGGCUUAUGCUGACCUCUCUGAGAGUGAUUAUGAGGAGUGGCUGAAAGUCUACCAAGAAGCCAGCACCAUACUGAAAGACAGAGCUCAGCGGCUGGAGGAGUGUUAUGAAAUCAUUGAGAAGAACUUACUGUUACUUGGAGCCACAGCCAUAGAAGAUCGCCUUCAAGCAGGUGUUCCAGAAACCAUAGCAACUCUGUUGAAGGCAGAAAUUAAAAUAUGGGUGUUGACAGGAGACAAACAAGAAACUGCGAUUAAUAUAGGAUAUUCCUGCCGGUUGGUAUCACAGAAUAUGGCCCUUAUCCUAUUGAAGGAAGAUUCUUUGGAUGCAACGAGGGCAGCCAUCACUCAGCACUGCACAGACCUUGGAAAUUUGUUGGGCAAGGAGAACGACAUGGCCCUUAUCAUCGACGGCCACACCCUCAAGUAUGCGCUGUCCUUUGAAGUGCGAAGGAGCUUCCUAGACUUGGCGCUCUCGUGCAAAGCCGUCAUAUGCUGCAGAGUGUCUCCUCUGCAGAAGUCUGAGAUAGUAGACGUGGUUAAGAAGCGGGUAAAGGCCAUCACCCUCGCCAUCGGGGAUGGUGCCAAUGAUGUCGGGAUGAUCCAGACGGCCCACGUGGGUGUGGGAAUCAGUGGGAAUGAAGGCAUGCAGGCGACGAACAACUCGGAUUAUGCCAUCGCUCAGUUUUCCUACCUGGAGAAGCUCCUGCUGGUCCACGGUGCCUGGAGCUACAACCGGGUGACCAAGUGCAUCUUGUACUGCUUCUACAAGAACGUGGUUCUCUACAUUAUCGAGCUUUGGUUCGCCUUUGUAAAUGGAUUUUCUGGGCAGAUUUUAUUUGAACGUUGGUGCAUCGGCCUGUACAAUGUGAUUUUCACUGCGUUGCCGCCCUUCACCCUGGGAAUCUUUGAGAGGUCUUGCACUCAGGAGAGCAUGCUCAGGUUUCCUCAGCUCUACAAAAUCACCCAGAAUGCUGAAGGCUUCAACACGAAGGUUUUCUGGGGUCACUGCAUCAACGCCUUGGUCCACUCCCUCAUCCUCUUCUGGUUUCCCAUGAAAGCGCUGGAGCAUGAUACCGUGUUGGCCAACGGUCAUGCCACAGACUAUUUAUUUGUUGGAAACAUUGUUUACACAUAUGUUGUCGUCACUGUUUGUCUGAAAGCUGGCUUGGAGACUACAGCCUGGACUAAAUUCAGUCAUCUGGCUGUCUGGGGAAGCAUGCUGAUCUGGCUGCUGUUUUUUGGUGUCUACUCAACCAUCUGGCCCACCAUUCCUAUUGCUCCAGAUAUGAAAGGGCAGGCAGCGAUGGUCCUGAGCUCUGCACACUUCUGGUUGGGAUUAUUUCUGGUACCUACUGCGUGUCUGAUCGAAGACGUGGCAUGGAGAGCGGCCAAGCACACCUGCAAGAAGACACUGCUGGAGGAGGUACAAGAGCUGGAAACGAAGAUGGGCAAAACGGUGCUUCGGGACAGUAACGGGAAGAGGAUGAAUGAGCGGGACCGCUUGUUAAAGAGGCUCAGCAGGAAGACGCCCCCCACUCUCUUCCGUGGGAGUUCCCUCCGGCAGAGCGUUCCACAUGGGUACGCCUUCUCUCAAGAAGAGCAUGGAGCUGUCACUCAGGAAGAAAUUGUUCGUGCUUAUGACACCACCAAAAAGAAAUCGAGGCAGAAAUAAGAGUCAAGUUUUCCUGACUGAGGCUAGGAAAAAGAUGCAAUUUGUUGUACUCAUUGUGAACAUGUCUUUGUCAGAAGAGACUGGUGUCAGCAGCCAAAACAUGGGAAAACACAUUUCUGUGGCCUUAGCCAACCAGUUUGUUAGUUAUAUUCCCACGCAAACCCGGGGUGCGUACCACGGGGAAGCCAUUUCUCCCUCCCCGUUUGUCUGCAGUGCUCGGCCUAAUCUUUGUUUACCUUGUUAUGAAGCGUUCAGCUGUGCUCUGUGAAGUGUGAAAUUAAAAACAUUAUGUCACACCGAUAUUUAAACAUCAGUACAAGUUGUUCUGUGAGCAAAGAUAAAAGAGUCUUAUGUUGCGUGAGAAACCUACCUUGUGACAGGGGAGCCGGGACACCCUCGCUUCUUGUUUUGUUACUUCACAGAUUAAGUCCACGGGGCAACAUGUAGACUUCCCUUUAGGGAAAGUUGCUGUCUUGCUUUGUUUUCUGUUUUGUUUGUAUGAAGUUGGCAUAAACUUCUUGACCGCA